This is a messenger RNA of Glossina fuscipes, 1185 nucleotides long. RefSeq lists its product as uncharacterized. The record is from RefSeq and is a predicted model, not a curated record. The transcript has a single exon. The coding region runs from base 99 to 863 and encodes 254 amino acids. Lineage: Eukaryota; Metazoa; Arthropoda; Insecta; Diptera; Glossinidae.
UUCUUUUUUUUUUAAAUUGUCUAGCAUUGCAAUUAUGUCUUGUCUUACUUGUCGUACUUGAAGUUGAACUAAUCAAGAGGAAGGAUCAUAAAAAAAAAAUGUCAUUUUCAGAUAUUAUUUGCAUAUUAUGUGCAAAAAUGAUUAAAAGUUCAGAUUGUGUUUACGCGACCAUCAACUGUGGUCAUCUGUUUCAUCAAAAGUGCCUUUUCAAAUAUUUUAGUCGCUCUCAAUACUGUCCACAAUGCCAGCGGAGAUGUCGUCCACGGCAAAUCUAUCGAGUGUAUUUGGAAUUUUGUCAACGUAUUUUGUCAGCGCAUUCUCCCACAGAUUAUCAAACCGGUCCCGAAUGGCUAUAUUUUGGUGCCUCAUUAACGCCUAAUGAUAAUUUAUCGUUCGGUUUAAAGCUGGAUGCCGACGAAGAUGGACAUGACGCUUACUGUGCACGUGUUAAUAUCGAUGACGACAUUGUGCCGGCAUAUUUUGUGCCUGCGAAAGGCGGUGCGUAUGCUGUUCGAAGUGAAGAAUGUCAUUUUUGCGUUUCAUUUAUUGAGAUACUUGAUGUUUCUCAGGACCAAGCCGAUUACAAAUGGACGGCCGCAUCAGAUGGUGAGAUACCGGCUAAUGCGCUCAAGAUUGGAAAAUCAAUGGUUGAAAUGGAAUACGGUUUGGGCUACAAAGAUAUGUAUAUGGCGAGAGGUAUUUACAAUGGACGAAAACGUUACGGCAAACUAUAUCCAUCGAGCAAAAUGGCUCUAUUACCGUAUGGUGAUCUCGAAGUUAGUGCAAAUAAUUACGAAAUCCUUGUACGUAUACCGAAGUCAAAUAAAGACUCAAUCAGUGCAUUCAAUAAACAUGAAGUUUAAGCUAUUCAUAGGAGAUUUAUGGAUACGGAAAUCGAUAAUCGAUAAACAUUGAUUAUUGUUCCUUAAAUAAUGUCGACCUGAAUAUAUAUUUGAGACACUGCGCGUCUUAAGAAUGGGAACGAUAAAUAUUAAAUUAAAUAUUAACGUACAGUGUCGUCAACAAGAAAAUAUUUAAUAAAUUAACAUGGUCCAUAGGUUUUUGUAUAUGCCUUAAACAUGUUUCGUGGCUUAAAAGGAUUACAGCUUUAAUAUAUUUGUAAAAGUUAUACAAAAUUUUCAUUAAGACUCAUUGCAAUAUGCAAAGCAAUACUAAAAUAUAGUU